AUGACAGCAUCACGAAGAAUAGAGACAGGAAGGUCCAGCUUGAAUCGGGGCAUCUAUGUUCCCACUGUCGCCUUCUUCACCCCAGAGGACGAAGUCGACGUCGAGACCACCAUCUCCCAUGCCACCAGACUGGCACAGGCAGGCGUCGCUGGGCUUGUCACUCACGGCUCUAACGGCGAGGCGGUCCACCUUGACCACGAGGAGCGCAACCUCAUCACCAAAGCUACGCGCAGGGCCCUCGUGCAAGCAGAUAAGCCUGACCUGCCCCUGAUCGUCGGUUGCGGCGCCCAGUCCACGCGCGAGACCAUCAAGCUCUGCCGCAGUGCAGCCGAGUCGGGAGGUACCCAUGCCAUGAUCUUGCCGCCGUCAUACUACGGUGGCCUUUUGACAACCGAGCUCAUUGUCCAACACUUUGAGGACGUUGCCAACGCCAGCCCCAUCCCGCUCCUCAUCUACAACUUCCCGGCGCCCUGCGGCGGCCUCGAUCUCAGCUCGGAUACCAUCCUCCGUCUUGCGAGACACCCCAACAUUGUCGGCGCGAAGCUGACGUGUGGCAACACGGGCAAGCUGGCCCGCGUCGUCGCCGGCACGAGGGACCUGGACUUUGUCACCUUUGGUGGCAGCGCCGACUUCACCAUCCAGACCCUCUCCGUAGGCGGCCACGGCGUCAUCGCAGGCACAGCCAACCUCGUGCCGCGUCUAUGCCUCCGGCUGAUGCAGCUGUGGGACGACGGCGCCAUGGCAGAAGCCACAGAGCUGCAGGGCAUCGUCGCGCGUGGCGACUGGGCGGCCAUCAAGGGCGGCUUUGUGUCUGUCAAGGCCGCGCUGCAGCGGUACUAUGGGUACGGCGGACUACCGCGCCUGCCGUGUGCGGUCCUCGAGGGCAAGGCGCUGAAGGCGCAAAUGGUGGAGUUCCGGGAGGUGAUGGAGCUGGAGAGGCGGUCAUUAGCUGCAGGAUCGUAG
This is a messenger RNA of Emericellopsis cladophorae, 963 nucleotides long. Its product is annotated as dihydrodipicolinate synthetase family protein. Lineage: Eukaryota; Fungi; Ascomycota; Sordariomycetes; Hypocreales; Bionectriaceae. Bases 1 to 963 code for a protein of 320 amino acids. The record is from RefSeq and is a predicted model, not a curated record. The transcript has a single exon. Gene Ontology annotation, molecular function: 4-hydroxy-tetrahydrodipicolinate synthase activity.